Molecule: messenger RNA, 4341 nt
Organism: Phalacrocorax carbo (great cormorant)
Lineage: Eukaryota; Metazoa; Chordata; Aves; Suliformes; Phalacrocoracidae
Source: RefSeq, a predicted model, not a curated record
GGGGCGGGGCGGCGGGAGCCGCUGCAUGUCCCAGCCCGGCGGCCCGGCUGGGCUGCACGUGGGCUUGGCGCGGCGGCACCGGCACCGGGACCUGCUCCGGCACCGGCGCGGGGGGGGCGGCGCCGCGCCGGACCAUCCAUAAAACUGCUGAGGCUCCGUAAAAUGGCUUCACGCUUCUGUGGUGUCAUCCCAUACAUCAUACCUGGAGCACUGGCACUUCUUGGCUGCUGGUGGAUCUAUUCCUACAGAAAAAAGCAUGCAAGCCAUCACAACAAAGAAGCAAUAGCCAUUGAAGAGCAAUGGCAGGAGGAAGUGCCAGAGGGUGAUUCAUCACCCAAAACAGAAACAUGUGUUCCUCGAAGACUGCCUCUCUCAUCAGAAGAGGAAUGCCCAGAGAAUGAAACCUCGACCCCGCUGCUGUCAGCAGGGUCGAUGACGCCCUCUCUUCUGUGUAAAACUCAUGAGAGGCUAGAUCUCUCACAGGACCGUCCAGAUCUGUCAGUACUGACAAUUCAGGCUAGCACCCUUGAGGACGACAGUGGAAAACUGGAAACAAUAGGAUCUCAAGACGAAAGCGUUGUCCCUGCUUGUGCUUCUCUCCAUCUGAUUUCCAAGAGUGCAGAGUGUCACAGCAGUGCUGCAGCGAGCCUUACGCAGGAGUCAAGCUCUCGUGCAAACCAAGAUCAGUGGCCAUUGGCAUCAGUGACACUGACGCAAAAGUCUUUGGGAAUCACGGAGACCAGUGAUGCAGAGCAGUUGGAUGAGUCUUCACUUAAGCCCCCGAAGGAAAGCCAAAUGCCAGAAGUUGUGCUCCCAGGUACUGACUCUGUGACAGCUGUUUGCCUGGGACUGGAGAAGGGAGCCAACACCACACAAGCCUUUCUCAGUAAUGAAGUUGUACCCAGUUGCACUGAUUCCGCAGUGAGCGUGUUGUUACUGGGCGACUUGGAGCCUGCCUGUUCGGAGCAGUCGGGGGAAGAAGAGCUGUCUGAGUCAACUGCAAGUAUUGUACCUGUGUGUCAGGAGGAUGAGGACACACAGCCAAAAGGAGAUGAAUUUGGAAGAGAGAAGAUUGCAGGGGUGACUUUGGACAAGGAAGAAGCUGACCCAGUUGAGCAAGCAGCACUGCAGGUUGUUUCCAAGGUCAUCUUGGCAGCAGGUGAGGAAGUGCUGUCUGGUGCUGUGGGUGGUGUGUCCACUGAGGUUGCUGCCAGCCGAGCUGAGACCCCUGUGGAGGUGGCAAGCGGUGGUUCCUCUGAUGAGAUGCUUGCGGCGGAAGCUACAGCAGCCAGUGUGAACGUCGUGGUGAAGUGUGAUGCUGCCACACUGGCAUCCCCGCAGGCAGAGGAACAGGAGGGGAGCGCGACUGAUUCCAGCUGUUUAGCAUGUGGCCGUUCAUCUGGCCGUGUUCAGGGAGGCACAAAAGACUGUCGGGUGAAGGACCGUGUACGCUGUGAAUCCCAGGGAGCUCAUUGGACUUCUCUGGAAAACCAUGGAGGGUCACUGGCGAAGUCCCCUUUGGUUAUGGGGGACUCCGCAUGCAGUGCAUAUGCACCUGAAGGUGGGACAAGUGUGGAGGGCUCACUGCAGGGCACAGUGCUGUCUUGUGCGUCAGGCCAGCGUUCAGACUCACUGAGACUAUGUGAAAGCCAAGACAGGUCUGCUGAUCAGAGCUCAGUACUAAGUGAAAAACCUCCCAGUCUGGAGCUACCUGAAGACAAAGUGCCAUACAGUAAUGGGAUACUGAAAGAGGGUGGUCCGGACUUGCACCAUGAGUGUAGCCAGCUAGCAGGGGUGGAUGGAGAUCAUGCAGGAGGUUCGGCUAUAAAUAGCGUGGGUUUUGUGGACAGUGGCUGUGCCAUGAGGAAGACAGUGAGUCGCCAGAACUCUAAGCUAGGAGGACACGCCAGGAAGUCCGACUACGUGAUCUGGGAAAUAGAGGUCCCGAAGGACUUAGUUGGCCGCUUGAUCGGCAAACAAGGAAAAUUUAUGAGCUCCUUAAGGCAAGCGUCUGGUGCCAAAGUUUAUGUCUCAACACUACCUUAUUACUGUGACUCCCAAGUCUGUCACAUCGAAGGCUCCUCGCAUCAAGUAGAAAAAGUAUUGAGCCUGAUUGGCAAGAAGUUCAAAGAGCUGUGUCUCACCAACAUCUACGCUGUACCUCCACCAACACCACUGACGCUUCAUUCCCUCCUUAUGACUGCCUGGCUGUUCCUCCCGGACGGAGUCACUGUCGAGGUGGUUGUGGCACAUCAAGUUGAUGCGGGGCACCUGUUUCUGCAGCAGCAUACACACCCCACUUUCCAUGUCCUGCGUAGCCUGGACCAGCAGAUGUACGCCUGCUAUUCUCAACCUGGAAUUCCAACCCUGCCAACUCCAGUAGAAGCUGGUAUCAUAUGCGCGGCUCCAGGUGUGGAUGGGGCGUGGUUACGGGCUCAAGUUGUUAGCUACUUCGAAGAGACCAAUGAAGUAGAGCUCAGAUAUGUGGACUACGGAGGAUAUGACAAAGUGAAGAUCGACACACUCAGACAAAUCAGGUCUGAUUUUUUAUCACUACCUUUCCAAGGAGCAGAAGUUCUCCUAGACAAUGUGGUGCCGCUUCCAGACGAGGAUCACUUUUCCUCCGAAGCUGAUGCUGCUGUUAGUGAGCUGACCAGAGGUGCAGUCCUCGUGGCACAGGUCACAAAUUAUGACAAUGCAACCGGCCUGCCGCUGAUACAGCUGUGGAACCUGAUGGGAGAUGAGGUGGUGUCAGUAAACAGAACUCUGGUGGAGAGGGGAUUUGCUCAGUGGCUUGACUACUAGCAAUGUCCUGGAUGCCUUGACAACUCUUUCGACGAAGAAAAACAAAAGAAUAAAUCUUGUUUUGCACUGUUACAAUUUGGUUUGGCAAACUCUCCUAACACGACUGACUUACACCUGAAACUUGUGUUGCACAACUGUUACCGUCUCACUAGAAACACAUACCUCACCUCAGUGAAAGGCGGGGUGUCAAAAGCCAUAAUGACAGAUACUGUAGCUUUAAAGCAAAAAAUCCUCCCUGGCCUCUACUCAAAAGUUGAGUGGAAAAAGACUUACAACCUUGGGGUUUGCUUGAAGCUAGCAAAUGCCUCUGAAAUGUUAAUUGUGGUUGCAUUUCUGUUCAAGAUGUCGAAUGCCCCGUGAACUCAGUGUAACUUUUAGGAAAAGUUACAUUUGUUGUCCUUUUUUUGACAGGCUCUGCCUAUGAAAUUAAUGAAUGUUAUUGAGGAGUUUAAUGUUCAGUUGUGGGCUUACCUACAUUGUGCCGCUAACCUGCACAAACAACAUUCACCUUGUGUCUUCCUUAUGCCAGGAGGUAGAUGAAUUGCAGUCAUUGCACUUACUGUGACACAAGUCAUGGUUUUUAGGCUUGAUAUGCUUAAGGAAGAAAGCUGCUUUGUGCAGAUGCUUGAAGUGCAGGAUACGUUACCACUACAGUUUUUGCUCUGAAAUGACUUGUAUUUAAAGAAAAUAACUGAUUGCCAAGCCCAAUUGUAGUUUGUAUUUUUCUAGCCGUGCAAGUCUGUAAAUAUAGAUAUGUAAAAGAAAUGUAAUAUUUUGUACAAGAAAACCACUGGAAGCAAAGGGAACUUUACAGAAACUUUUUCACCCCAAAAUGUCCUGUGUAGGUAGAACUGGUUUGGAGCGCAUUAGGGUAGCCAAUGUAUUUGGAGCAUCUGAAUGUUGGGAGUGUUUCAGCUCUGCUGUAUACAGGACUAGUAUUCCCUUAGGUUGCUGUCUGGUUUGAAUUGAGAUCACUGCAUUUUUUGCUAGGUUGCUGUACAGAGCUGUUUAAAAAAAAAAGUAACAACUUGGCAUUAAUAUUGCAGUGGUGUUCUUUUUUUUUUUUGCUCCUUUUUAGAUUUCUAUUCCAUCUUUAAAACUUUGCUCAAGUAAUUUAAGCUGACUUAAUACUUAAAGACACGCCCUCUAAUGUGUAUCAUUUUAGAUCUGUAUUGAGCUGGGAUUUAUUGCUGGCAGGGAAGAUACUUGCCAGGAAAAUGUUGAUGUAGUCAGUCCUCAGAAGUAUUUUCAGGUGGAUUCAGGGAUGUCCUUACAUCAUAGGAGCUAACAUGUCAGUGCAUCACACGUUUGGAUAGUUGCCUACAAAAGGUCCAGCCUCUUCUGAUAUGGUAGGGUUAUAUUUUUUUUUUCCUGAGUUCUCUCCUCUUCGGCACUUACGAUUUCAUGUUCGCAUCUGCAAUAACAUCCAAUGCAAACUGACUUUGGUAACUCAGUUAAAUCUAUAAAGCAUAUAUUAUCUUGGAAUGUUUCUUUCCACUUCAAUUAAAGCUCAAAUUUUAAGCUGUCUUAAUCAAA